This is a messenger RNA of Myzus persicae (green peach aphid), 2251 nucleotides long. RefSeq names its product cytochrome P450 4C1-like. NCBI's taxonomy places the organism in Eukaryota, Metazoa, Arthropoda, Insecta, Hemiptera, Aphididae. The record is from RefSeq and is a predicted model, not a curated record. Gene Ontology annotation, molecular function: monooxygenase activity; heme binding; iron ion binding. The transcript has 13 exons. The coding region runs from base 235 to 1833 and encodes 532 amino acids.
UUAUAUAUUGUGCGGAGGUAUUGAAACAUGCUGUGCUUAAAUAAUAUUUAGAAAUUGAAAUAAAAACAAUUGUGUUUAUUACUUUUUAAUUAAAUCUUUUAAUUUAUUUUUAUAAAUCAAUAAUUAAACUAAUUUUUAGACAUUUAUCUCAUUGAUUUAUUACUACCAUUUAACAUACGCGAUAUGAGAUAUAUGGACAAUUAUUGACUUACAUUUUACUUCACCAACCCCAGAAUGGAAAAUAUUAUACAGUCAGUAAAAAAUUUCCGAUGGACAACUUCAGAACUAAUUGUUUACCAAGCAAUUUUUUGUUUUGUUGUCAUUUGGUGUCAAUAUAAAUGGAUCCGUCGGAAUUUUGAAAAAGUAGCCGCAAAAAUGAAAGGACCUAGAGGGUACCCAUUUAUUGGCUCUUCAUUCAACUUUAUUGGAACACCCGAACAGGUUAUGAAAAAAAUACUUAAAUUAGACGAUAGAUUCAGUCCAGGUCCGUUUAAAAUAUGGAUGGGUCCAUAUUUCGGAGUUAUUAUUAUUAAACCAGAGGACGUGCAAGCUGUGUUGAAUAAUUCAAAGGCACUGCAGAAAGAUCGUUUUUACGAUUUUAUUAAGAAUAUUUUCGGUGAAGGGUUGUUAACUGCCCCUGUUCAUAAAUGGCGUAAACAUCGUCGUCUUAUUACACCCUCGUUUAACUCCACUCUUCUUAGUCAGUUUUUCCCUGUAUUUAACGAAAAAAACAAAAUUCUCAUUAGGAAUCUUAAGAAAGAAUUAGGUAAGACGACACCAUUUGAUCUCUGGGACUACAUUGCACCAACAACUCUAAAUUUAAUUUGUCAAACCGCAAUGGGCUAUAAUCUUGACACUCAAUCACAAUAUGGAUCUGAAUUCGAGAACGCAAUGAUAAAAGCUUCAGAACUAGAUUCAUUAAGGAUGAAAAGCCCGUGGUUGUACUUAAACUUCAUGUUUAAACUAUAUCUUAAACUUAAGGGACAUUCCGAUGUAUUUAAUACGUUAUACAAAUUACCCUUAAAAAUGAUCCAUGAAAAAAGAGAAGCCUUUGCAAAGAGGAAGAUUUUAAAGAAACCAGAUGCUGUGGAUGUUACAGAUGAUGAAAGAAAAAAAUUAAAAGUAUUUUUAGACACAUUAUUUGAAUUGAAUGAAGCUGGAGCUAACUUCUCCGAUGAUGACAUUAAGGAUGAGGUUGUGACCAUGAUGAUAGGAGGUAGUGAAACCAGUGCUAUUACAAUCAGUUUUAGUCUUUUAUUGCUAGCCAUUUACCCAGAUAUCCAAGAUAAAGUUUACGACGAAAUUUAUGAAGUAUUUCAAGAUAGCGAUGAAACAAUUACUAUAGAAGACACUACUAAGUUGGUUUAUUUAGAACAAGUGUUAAAGGAAACACUUCGAUUAUUCCCUGUAUUACCUUUGGUAUUUAGAGAACUCCAAGACGAUGUUAAGAUUGUUUCAGACGGUCACGUACUGCCAAAAGGAACGACGUGUGUCAUAUCUAUAUUAGGCACACAUCAUUAUUCUGAAUUGUAUCCAAACCCUUGGACAUUUAAUCCAGAAAAUUUCAAUCCUGAAAAUAUCGCUAAUCGCCACAAGUAUAGCUUUAUAGCUUUUAGUGGUGGCCCAAGAGGUUGCAUAGGAUCCAAGUAUGCAAUGUUGUCAAUGAAAGUUGCGAUGUCUACGUUCUUGAGGAACUACAGCGUACAAACACACUACACAUUUGAUGAUAUCAAAUUAAAAUUAGAUUUAUUAUUGAGGAGUGCUAGCGGUUAUCCCGUCAAUAUCCAACAAAGAGAUAGAAGACCCACAUAUAUACGAAAUAAGAAAUUGUAGGUUUCUACUUUCUACAGGAUUAAGCGUGUGAUUAAUUUAUAUAAUACUAUAAUAUGUAUGUCUUAUUUUAAUUCAGUACCUAAGUUAAGAAGAUAACUUUAGGAAUAGAUUUGAAUUAAGACUUUUAUAAUUUACUUUUUUUAUACAUAAUUACCUACCUAUAUUAUGUUUUUGCAUUACACUCUUAUACCUCCAUUAUUAAAUAAUUUGAACUUAAUAAAUAAUACCUAAUAAAUAAACUCAUUAAUUUUUUGUCAAUACAUAGGCACCUAAUAUUAGGUUUAUUAUAUUUUUACAUUUAUUUAUUUUAAAUCAUAAAUCAUGAUAUAUAAUAAAAAUUUUAUACCUAUUUAUAUUUAUUGACGAAAAUUAAUUCUAGAAAUACCCAUAAUAAAUCAUUGUUCCGUGUUUAUAUAAU